Melospiza georgiana is the source of this 580-nucleotide messenger RNA. RefSeq lists its product as uncharacterized. Bases 193 to 384 code for a protein of 63 amino acids. NCBI's taxonomy places the organism in Eukaryota, Metazoa, Chordata, Aves, Passeriformes, Passerellidae. The record is from RefSeq and is a predicted model, not a curated record. The transcript is spliced from 3 exons.
GCAGGGCUUCUCCUUCCUGCCGGGGCGCGUUUGAACGUGUGAGGGCCGGGCGAGUGCUCUCCUCCCUGGGAAGGCUCCUUGGUAGCACCUUCCUUACUCGCUCGCUCCCGGGGCGGGGAGACGCCUCAGGUGCGCCGUGCCCGCGGUCUGUGCCCUCAGCCGCCUGCGCCUCAAGGUAGAUGCCAGUUUGCAAUGGGUCUUAAAACCUUCUGGAAGGACAACAAAGUUCUGAUUGUUAUGGGAGCUAGCCUGGGGCUAGUACACUGGGGCUGGUAUUACUUGAAGUCCAGUCCUAUUUUCCAAGUGAAGACAGAGGAUUUUUCUCCAGACCGUGAGAUUCUGGCAUUCAUGAUGCAAACUGCUCGCAAAAGUAAAGAAAAAUAGCAUUAGUACUUUGAUUUUUGGGUAUAACUGAGCUUGAAGGUUUUCAUCUGUGCCUGUUGCCAGAAAAGAUGAAGAAAACUUCCUGGGGUAGAAAGAACUUUCUGCUUGUAGCAGGACUGUCACUUAUAGGUGUUCAUAUAGGAAGCAUGCUUGUAAACUUUGUUGCGAAAAAGUCUGCUCUAUCUCAUUCAGAAGC